This is a messenger RNA of Phalaenopsis equestris, 3480 nucleotides long. Its product is annotated as brassinosteroid LRR receptor kinase BRI1. Gene Ontology annotation, cellular component: plasma membrane. Lineage: Eukaryota; Viridiplantae; Streptophyta; Magnoliopsida; Asparagales; Orchidaceae. The record is from RefSeq and is a predicted model, not a curated record. Gene Ontology annotation, molecular function: protein binding; ATP binding; protein kinase activity. Gene Ontology annotation, biological process: protein phosphorylation; hormone-mediated signaling pathway.
UUGCUUCAUGGCCUCCUCUCUCCUCACAUUACUCCUCCUCCUCUUUACCUCUUCUCUCACCGCCGCAGACGACCUCAACCUUCUUCUCUCGUUCAAGCGCUCUCUACCCAACCCCCAAGCACUCUCCACCUGGAUCCCCAACAGAAACCCUUGUUCCUCCUUCACCGGCGUUUCCUGCACCUCCGGCCGAGUCACCGGCGUCGAUCUCUACAAUAUCCCUCUCAACGCCGACUUCCGCACCGUGUCUUACACUCUCCUCGUGCUCGACCGCCUGGAAUCACUCUCCAUUCGCUUUUCAAACCUCUCCGGCAGCAUCAGUCGAGCUUCCCGCUGCGGUGGAAGGAUUUUCGAGCUCUCUCUCGCCGGAAACAAUGUCACGGGGACGAUCGCCGAUGUUGCUGCGCUGGCUUCGUUGUGCUCUGCUCUCCGAUCAUUGAACCUCUCCGGCAACGCGGUUACGGGCUCCGGUGAAAGCGGGUUCAGCUUCCCGUUACUGGAGACACUUGAUCUUUCUUUCAAUAGUAUUUCGUCCAUGGGCGACCUCCGACGAAUCUUAGUUUCUGGCCCCGGAAUCCGCUUUCUUGAUCUUUCGUCCAAUGCCAUCUCCGGCGAGUUUGGCGAUGGUGUGCUCGACGGAUGCGGGGAACUCACCGUCCUCAACCUAUCUUCGAACCAUCUCGCCGGUUCUCUGUAUGGUGACCUCGCAUACUGUUCUUCCCUGCAGGAAGUAAAUCUCUCGGCUAAUAAUUUUUCUGGUGAGAUCCCCAUCGAAACCCUCGCUAAUAUCUCCGAUCUAAGAGUCCUGCUGCUCUCAUUCAACAAUUUCUCCGGCAAACUGCCCAAAUCCCUCCGCAAUAUCACCAAACUGGAAGUUCUUGAUUUCAGCUCCAACGCCUUAUCUGGCUUCAUUCCCUUCAGCUUCAGCAGCAGCUUAAGAGAGAUUCAUUUGCAGAACAAUCUGUUCACCGGCCCCAUUCCGGCAACGCUGAGCAACUGUUCGAAUCUUGAAUCCAUCGACCUCAGCUUCAAUUACCUCACCGGAAAGAUUCCUUCCUCCAUCGCCUUACUUCCUCUGCUCCGGGAUCUCAUCAUGUGGCAGAACCUCCUCGAAGGUGAGAUCCCCGACGAUCUGGGCAACAGCACCGCUCUCCAAAACCUAAUCCUCGACAACAAUGCUCUCGCCGGUUCAAUCCCUUCUGCUCUCAGCAACUGCACCAAUCUCAACUGGAUGUCUCUCUCCAGCAACCACUUCACCGGCGAAAUACCUUCCUGGAUUGGCCGGCUGGAGAAUCUCGCCAUUCUUAAGCUUGGAAACAACUCCUUCUCCGGUUCCAUUCCACCGGAGCUCGGUGACUGCAAGAGCCUCAUAUGGCUUGAUCUCAACAGCAAUCGUCUGAGCGGCACUAUCCCAUCCACUCUCGCUAAACAAUCCGGCAAUAUAGCGGUCGGAUUCGUUACUGGAAAGAGAUUUGUCUAUUUAAAGAACGAUGGAAGCAAGGAGUGCCGCGGCGCCGGAAAUCUCCUAGAAUUCGCCGGAAUCCGACCAGAACAGCUCAAGAGACUACCGAGUCAUCCCUGUAACUUCACCAGAGUGUAUGUUGGGAGCACCAGGUACACUUUCAACAAGAAGGGCUCCAUGAUUUUUCUUGAUCUGUCUUACAAUGAUCUCACCGGCCAAAUUCCAAGUGAGCUCGGUAAGAUGUAUUAUCUCAUGGUGUUGAAUUUAGGCCACAAUAUUCUAUCUGGUCCGAUUCCAGUAGAAUUAGGUAGCUUGCGAUAUGCUGCUGUGUUUGAUCUCUCACAUAAUUCUCUCGAGGGUUCCAUUCCAGCAAGUUUGGGCGGCCUCUCCAUGCUUUCUGAAAUUGAUCUCUCAAACAAUAAGCUCAAUGGAACAAUUCCUGAAUCUGGUCAGCUCGUCACCUUCCCCAGUUACAGAUAUGAGAACAACUCCGGCCUCUGCGGCCUCCCUCUUCUUCCCUGCGACAGAAACUCCUUCUCAAGCUCAAACAAUCAAGAUCCGAAAUCUCACCGCCGGCAAGCAUCCAUUGCUGGCAGCGUCUCGUUAGGGCUUCUUUUCUCUGUUUUCUGCAUCAUCGCCGUCAUCCUCAUCGCAGUAGAGAGCAAGAAGAGGAGCAGAGUAGUAAAGGAUAAUGGAAGCAGCACCAAAGAUAUCUAUGUCGACAGCCUCUCUCAUUCUUCCACCGCUUGGAAGAUGACGACCACGAAGGAAGCCCUCAGCAUCAACCUCGCCACCUUUGAAAAACCCCUUAAAAAACUCACCUUUGCCGAUCUUCUGGAGGCCACUAAUGGCUUCCAUGACAACAGCAUGAUCGGCUCUGGUGGUUUCGGAGAUGUCUACAAGGCUCAGCUCAAGGAUGGCAGCAUCGUCGCCAUCAAAAAACUGAUUCACAUCAGUGGCCAGGGUGACCGUGAGUUUCUUGCGGAGAUGGAGACCAUUGGAAAGAUCAAGCACAGGAACCUGGUUCCCCUUUUGGGUUACUGCAAGGUUGGAGAAGAACGCCUGCUUGUUUACGAAUACAUGAAAUAUGGCAGCUUGGAGGAUGUUCUGCAUAACAGGAAGAAGGCGAACAUGAAGCUCAAUUGGCCAGCGAGGAGGAAGAUUGCCAUUGGUGCCGCGAGAGGUCUGGCAUUCCUUCAUCACAGCUGCAUCCCUCACAUCAUACACAGAGACAUGAAAUCCAGCAACGUGCUUCUUGAUGAGAAUUUGGAAGCGAGAGUCUCUGAUUUCGGAAUGGCGAGAUUGAUGAGCGCAAUGGACACUCAUCUCAGUGUCUCAACGCUUGCCGGAACUCCGGGUUACGUCCCCCCGGAGUACUACCAGAGCUUCCGUUGCACAACGAAAGGCGAUGUAUACAGUUACGGCGUCGUGCUGCUCGAGCUUCUAACCGGAAAACCGCCGACUGACUCUGCCGAUUUCGGCGACAACAACAAUCUCGUAGGUUGGGCGAAGCAGCAUUCGAAGCUCAGGAUCGUGGAUGUUUUCGAUCCCGAGCUUCUGAAGGAUGAUCCGGGGAUGGAGUUGGAGCUGUUGGAGCAUCUUAAGAUAGCUUGUGCCUGCCUGGAUGAUCGGCCUUUGAGGAGACCGACGAUGCUUAGGGUUAUGGCCAUGUUCAAGGAGAUUCAAGCGGGGUCGAUGGUGAGCUCGGCAGCUUCGACCGUCGCCACCGCCGCCUGUUUAGGAGAUGGUUUUACGGUGGUUGAUAUGAGCUUGAAGGAGGAAGGGAAGGAGGAGAAAGAUUGACCAGAGUAGAGUAGAGCAGAGGAGUUGGAUUUUUUACCUCUUUUUUCCCAUAUGAAACUAAGGCAAUUCUUACAAUUACUUCCAACACAUUUGGUAAAAUUUCAUUAGUUUCUCUUAGAUGCAAUUAUUGUAUCAUAUUUGUAGGAAUGCCUGUUUCACAUUUCACACCCUGGUUUCAUGUAUAUAUAAAUAUAUAUAUAUAUAUAUGUGAACUCUCU